Molecule: messenger RNA, 2449 nt
Organism: Dioscorea cayenensis subsp. rotundata (Guinea yam)
Lineage: Eukaryota; Viridiplantae; Streptophyta; Magnoliopsida; Dioscoreales; Dioscoreaceae
Product: KH domain-containing protein At4g18375-like
Exons: 8
Coding region: 257-1894 (545 amino acids)
Biological process (GO): regulation of gene expression
Cellular component (GO): nucleus; cytoplasm
Molecular function (GO): mRNA binding
Source: RefSeq, a predicted model, not a curated record
ACUUCCAAAAACUCUGCUUAAAUAAUGACAACAUGAUGUCAUAAAUUGACAUAUCACGGGGGCUAAUAUGCAAAAACAUAAAAAAAAAAGAAAAAUGAUAAUUUUCUUCUAUUUAUUUUAGGAUCGAGCGAGCAAUCGCUGGCCAUCGCAUCGGAAUCCAAAGGCCUUGUCGUCGCUCUGUUCUCUUUACUAGGGUUUCUUCUGGUUGGGAAGUGGAAGACCAGAAUUCGAAGGAUUGCCUUGUCAACUUGAUAUAAUGUCUGGGCAGAGGAAUACUUAUGGCAAACGUUACCACUCCGAGGCAGAUUACCCUGACAGUGGUGGAAACAAGAGAAGAAAUUAUGGUGAUGAAAGAGAUCUCUCUUCUUCAGGGCAAGAUGAUACUGUGUACCGGUACUUGUGUUCCGUAAAAAAGAUAGGAAGUAUCAUUGGGAGGGGUGGUGAGAUUGUGAAACAACUAAGAUCUGACACUCAAGCCAAGAUCAGGAUAGGCGACACCGUACCUGGUUGUGAUGAGCGAGUAGUAACAAUUUACAGUUCAAGCAGGAAAACUAAUAGGUUUUAUGAUACUGGUGAUGAUAUUUGCCCUGCUCAAGAUGCUUUGUUCAAGGUACAUGAGAGUCUGUUGACUGUUGAUUCUCUAAAUGAUGAAGAUGCUGAUGCUGAUGCACCUCAAGUGACUGUUCGCCUGCUUGUGCCAUCUGAUCAAAUUGGAUGCAUAAUUGGCAAAGGUGGGCAAAUUGUUCAGGGCAUCCGUAGUGAUACUGGUGCUCAAAUCCGUAUUCUGAAAAGCGAGCAUCUUCCUCCUUGUGCCCUUAAUAAUGAUGAGCUUCUCCAGAUUUAUGGGGAAGCUCCUGUUGUGAAGAAGGCUUUGUUUCAAGUUUCCUCUCGACUAUAUGACAAUCCUUCUCGUUCACAGCAUCUUCUUAUUGGAAACUUUCCCAGCUCAUAUGCUCCAAUUGGUUCCCAUGGGGUUCCAAAUACCAUAGCCCCUGUCAUGAGUAUGGGUCCACCAUUUGGAGGGUAUAAGGGUGAUGCUGGAGAUUGGUCCUUUUAUCCAGGUCUGAGAGAUGAAAGUUCUGCAAAGGAAUUUGGCUUUCGUUUACUCUGCCCUUCUGUUAACAUUGGAGCAGUUAUUGGUAAAAGUGGUGUUAUAAUUAAACAGAUUAGGCAAGAGUCUGGUGCAACAAUCAAAGUAGAUAGUUCCUCCAGCGAAGAUGACUGUGUAAUCGCAAUAUCUGCAAAAGAGUUCUUUGAUGAACCAAUUUCGCCAACAUUGGAAGCUGCCUUACGCUUGCAACCCAGGUGUAGUGAGAAAAUUGAGAGAGAAUCUGGGGAGCCUUCAUACACUACCCGCCUACUGGUGCCAACAUCACGCAUUGGCUGUCUUAUUGGUAAAGGUGGGUCCAUCAUUUCUGAUAUGAGAAGGGCUACACGUGCAAAUAUUCGCAUACUGUCAAAGGAAAACCUUCCCAAAGUAGCUUCUGAAGAUGAUGAAAUGGUUCAGAUUAGUGGAGACCUGGAGCUUGUCAAGAGCGCUCUUGUGCAAAUAAUAAAGCGGUUGAAAGCCCAUUUCUUUGAAAAGGAUGCUGCUUUAUCGUCAUUUCCUUCCUUUGCUCCAUACCAUUCUAUUUCAAGUGAUAUUUCUGAUGUGUCAAAGUAUGGAGGCUGGGAUGGUAAAUCACAUGGGCGUGGUGGAUAUUCUCCAUAUUCAGGAGGUUAUGGCGCUUCAGUUGAUUUGCAGUCUGAUAGAUAUGGUGGCUACAGUGGUUCCCAGAGGGGUGGUGGCCGUAGUAGUCAUGCAGCAUAUGGUGGGUAUUCAGGUCGAUCUGGCGGCAAUUCUGGGUUAUCUGGCCCAAACCCUGUUUCUCAUGGAAAACAUCAUGGUUAUUAGGGCUCUCAACUGAUUAGUACAAGCAGGUUCUUUGGAGUAUACACUAUGUUCACCUGAACAGGUGAGUUUCCUGUCCAUGUUUCUUCUUGAUAGGAAUGUCUGUUAUGUGCCGAAAUAUUGAUCCAGGUAAAUGCUAUCCUUUAACAUCAUACGAUGCAAUACGAGUAAAAUAUGUUGUGUCAUUUUCGCGCUGAUUCUGUUUAUCAAUACUGCUUCUUGAUCGAUCUCGACAGCCUUGAGCAUGUUGUUUUCCGCAAUAUUGAUUAUAGGUUCUUGAGAUUUGUUCUGGUCAUGCUUUCCAUUUUCUCACCAUUUCUCACCAAUUUUGUGGCAAUAAAUGGUGAAAAUGUUUAACUUGUUAUUUUGAGAUGUGGCAGGUGUGUCUGGUGACUGUAACAAAUGAUGCUUCAGCUUUUAUGUUUUUGCUUAAGAUGGAAGUUGCUUGGGCUAUGUUUUUUAUUAUUAUUAUUAUUAUUAUUAUUUUGUUUGCUGGGGUAUAAUGCAUAAACAGUUGAUGGAAAAUUUUAUUGGUAGUGAUUGUUUCCGGGCUUUAAA